CUUACUGUAUUUCUUUUUUUCUUUCUCUACUCAUCCACACUCUUUUGUUUGUUUCAUUGAGAAGGAAGAGCAGCUCUGAAUACUGUUCCCGGUGCCAGUCUUGUUGUGUUCUACAUGACUGUGUGUGUGUGGUGCUUUCACAGUUUCUUUUCUAUAAUGUGAAAUGGGGUGUUGUCAGACAAGCCUUUGAGCUCAAGAGAAGGAGGGAAAAAAAUGAUUGCUUUUAUUAGCAAUUUGUUGGGUUUUUUCUUUGGCUUCACUCGUCUGAGAUCUGAAGUGGGGUAUGGCCGUUUACCAUGGGAACGUGCACUUUUAUUGACUUGGAGUGCAAGUGUUUGUGAAAAUGCUGUCUGUCUGUAAGGAUGCUCUUUUCUUGAUUAUCAUAUGCCUCGGCCGGGGAAUUGGCCCGUAUUAGAUUGCGUGUCUGUUCAAAUUGGAUCAGAGGAGGCGUAUCUAUCAAUGAGACCGGACUGAGUAGAGAUGGAAUUAGACUUCGACAAGUACCGUCUUGUAGAUAGAAGUCCUACAACUGUCCUACCACCUCCUCGGAGCAGAAAAUCAAGUGGAAAGCCCAAAUAUGGAAAUGAUAUACCGACCCUCAGUGAUGAAGACUUGAUCGAAAUUAACUUUAGUCCUUACCAUAGUGCAUCAUGCAGAGAUGUUCAAUCCCAAAGUUCGAGGGGUUCGGUCUAUCAAAGUUCUGAAGAAGUGAGGCUGCUGCAGAAAACUGAUGCUGUUGUUAGAAGGAAAAAGAUUGAGUUCUCUCGAGAAACUGCUUCUGUAUUCUCAUUUGGAAUUAUUGAUUCGUUAUGUUGUUCGGAUGAAGAUAGCUCACUAGUGGAACACAACAGGCCCUCAGUAGUGUCUCUCUCCGAACAAAGUACAACUUCAGUUUGUGAAAACCAUAUAGAAUUGCGUUCUCGGGAUUCCAUGACAUCAUCUCAAUCUGUGACUGCUCCUAUAAAUGAAGCUAACAGCCUGGAAGAAAGAGAUAUGACUGUCAAUUUGCAGAAGUCAUUAUCAGCAAGAUUAGCUUUGCCGCAUUCACCUGCUAAAUCAGAGAGCGUUGGCUCAAGAGCCAGCAGUCUGAAGCCCCGGUUUCGCCCUGUCAGAAAGAUGUUUGACCCUUUUGUUAAAUCCAAGUCCCACAGAAAUCUGUUGAGUAGUUCUAUUGAAGCUGGUUGUGGAACGGGAAGCGGGCUUACUGGCAUUGACAGCAAAAAGACAAUUUGCAAAUCGCUGCUGAAUGAUUUGUCGGACAAGUCAUGUCGUGUGGAAUACGAUUAUCAUUGUGAAGAGAAAGAGAACCAUAAUUCAGUUCCGUGGUACUCUCCUGCACACCUGCAUGGCCUUCUCAAGUUGGGAAAUAAGCGUGGGGUGCCAUUCUUCGAGUUUUCAGUGAAAUCACCAGAAGAUGUUUAUGUUGCAAAGACAUGGAAAGUAAAAGAUGCUUUAACUGGGGUCUACACCUUCCAUUCUCUUCGUCAUAGAAGACAGAGUAGUGCUAGUGGAUGGGGAUUUAAAGACAGCAACCUAGAAUCAUCUCCGCUGGGACAGAUGCAAGUUUCGUGUCGUCUGUGUACGGAAUCUGAAGGUGCAGGAGAGUUGAAUGAUUCUAUGGUGACAGAGUUUGUUUUGUAUGAUAUUCUUCAUUCAAGAAAAAGUACUUCCUCUCAAGAUAAUUCUAGUAGUUCACCUGAUGACAUUAAAGCACCCGUGGUUUCUGAUGAGAUUUUAUCUUGGGGGAAUUGUGAGCCAAACGAAAUAUUAGCUAAGACGAAGAGUAAAGGUCAACUUAAUCAUUCCCGUCAGAGUAGUCGCUUUGAAUUAUCAGCUUGUCAACCUCUUGCAGCAACAGAUUUACGUCCAGAGCUAGAAAUUGCAGCCAUUGUUAUGCAAGCCCCAUCUGAAAAGAGAGAGAGUCUGAAAUUUAAUAGUGGAGAUAAGAAGAUAGACGAGAAAUUUCCAGACUCUCUAGAUCUUUGUCAGCUUGGUAAGGCAAAGGACGGCAGCUCUAACAAUUCAAAUCAUGGGAAGAUGCAUGUCGUAAUCCCAGCUGGGAACCACAGUUUGCCAAUUACUGAAAGUCAUGGCCCUUCACGGUUACUAGAUAGAUGGAGGUUAGGUGGAGGAUGUGAUUGUGGUGGCUGGGACAUGGCGUGCCCUCUCAGCGUUUUUAGCAAUCCAAAUGUUGAGAAUGCAGAUGGCCAGCCCCUGAUGGACAAUCAGAAUCCAAUGGAACUCUUCUUUCAGGGACGAAAAGAUGACAUACCGGCAUUUACCAUGCGGAUGAUCGAGGAUGGGAAAUAUGCAGUUGAUUUCCACGCACAGUUAUCUUCACUGCAAGCAUUCUCCAUCUGCAUUGCUAUUUUGCACACUGCUGACGCCUCCACGGUAACCAGGCAGGAGAGAAGAAAACAAAUCUUGCAAAGUGGUUCCCUGAGGGUACUUGCUGAGGAGGAAGUUAAAAAUACAAUAGAUGCAAUAGCAGAGGAAGAGAAACCUAUAGUUAACAAGAAGACGGAAGAAAUCCUGCCUUUUUUCGUAAUCAAUCCACCGUUCUCUCCAAUUGCUCGAGUAUAGUGCUGCAAUGCUGACAGAUUCUUGAACACCACAAGUUGAUCCUACCAAGUUGAAACCCUUCAAGGGCAAGCUCAAGAUUGCAUCAAAGACUGGUGGAAAUAAUUGAAAGGCCGAAAAAAGCAACCAGCAUCGUUCAUACGAGCAUUCAUGUAAAUAAAAGUGCAGACGGUCGACGUCUAGCUCUUGUCCAGCUUCGCUGCAUUGGAGGUGGCAAAACCUUUUCUCCUGGUACAUUAAUUUUCUAUUUUAAUAGCUAAAUUCCAAGAAACACCAAAGUGUUGAUAUUCUUGUUACACUAUACAGAUUAGAGAGGAAUAUAUAGAGGUUGGCAAUCGUUGUUGACGAGUAGUUGUUCUUUCUUUUUUGAGGCAUGUAUUCUUUAUGUAAUUUAAGGUGUUGAAGGGGAGUAUAUCCUGAAAACCCAGAUUUCACAUUGUACCUAUAUACCAUAAAUGAAAGGGAUAAUUACACUUC
Molecule: messenger RNA, 3057 nt
Organism: Sesamum indicum (sesame)
Lineage: Eukaryota; Viridiplantae; Streptophyta; Magnoliopsida; Lamiales; Pedaliaceae
Source: RefSeq, a predicted model, not a curated record